UCUUCGAAUUAUACACCAUGGCGACACGGUUAUAAUAGGUACCUAAGCUGUGGUUCUCUUUAAACCUUUCUACCUACCUAAGGUACCUAGUUUACUCUUCACGCCUACCUUGACUUAUCCUCGUAGACGGGAUCUAGUCCUAGGUCAGUUGCAAUAAUGAGUUCAUCUUCAAAGACGGAAGUCAACGACGAAAAGUCGUCGGCUUCCCCUGGAGAACUUCUACAAGAGAGAGAACCCGCUCUCGCCAGUAACGGAAACAUAAUCGACGAUGGCUUACAGCGCGGCCUCAAAAACCGCCACCUACAAAUGAUUGCCUUCGGCGGCGUCGUAGGCGCCAGCAUCUGGUACGGGACCGGCUCGGCGAUCUCCUACAGCGGGCCGGCCGGGGCGCUGAUCUGCUUCCUGGUGGUCGGGGUCGACGUCUUCUUCGUCAUGCAGAGCCUGGGCGAGAUGGCAACGCUGUUCCCCAUCCAAGGCGCCUUCAUCGAGCUCGCCGGCCGCUUCGUUGACCCGGCGCUCGCCUUUGCGCUCGGGGUUAAUUACUGGUACGCUUGGGUGACUAACAUCGCCAACGACUACAAUAACAUCUCCCUCAUCAUGGGGCUCUGGACCCGCGACGCCGUCCCCUCAUACGCCUGGAUCUUGAUCUUCUGGGCCGCGUUCCAGGGCUCCUCGCUCCUGGGCAUCGUCGUCUACGGGGAGAUGGAGUUCUGGCUCGCCUGCUGGAAGCUUGUCUGCGUCGUGGGCGGCUUUCUCGUUGCGAUCCUCGUAAAUACGGGGGCUAUCGGCGGCGAGUACAUCGGGUUCCGGUAUUGGCGGGACCCUGGCGCCAUCGCGAACGGGAUCAAUGGGUUUGGAAAGACCUUCGUUCUAGCCGCGGUUUAUUACAGCGGUACUGAAAUGCUGGCCCUGACCGCUGCUGAGAGCCGCAAUCCGAGGAGGGACUUGCCCAAGGCGAUUCGGCAGACCUUCUGGCGCAUAUUGAUCAUAUUUCUUGGCCUGGUUUUCUUUGCCGGGAUAAUUGUACCUUAUAACGACAGCUCGCUUCUAACGGCUACUAGCAAGUCUGCGCAAUCCCCCUGGACGGUUGCGCUCGUGCACGCCGGCUGGGCAGGAGGCGGUAACCUAGUCAACGUCGUCAUGAUCACCGCGCAGCUCUCGUCCGUCAACAGCGCCAUCUACGUCGCCUCGCGGAGCCUCGUCGCCCUCGCCGCGAACGGGCGCGCGCCCGCUCUCUUCGCGCGGACCACGGCCAACGGGGUUCCCGUCAACGCCAUCGUCUUCUCGAACCUGCUCGGGCUCCUGGCCCUGCUGAACGUCGCCGCCACCCCGGGAAAAGUGUUCAGCUACCUGGUCAGCAUCUCCGGGGCCGCGACGUUCAUCGCGUGGGCCUUCAUUGGCGUCACGCACGUGCGGCUGCGGCGGGCGUGGGCACUCCAGGGCCGCGGCCUCGACGAGCUGCCGUACCGGGCGUCCCUGUACCCGUACGGCGCCUGGCUCGUCGUGGUGCUGAACCUGUUCCUCGUGUUCGUUUCCGGGUACGAGGUUUUCGUCGGCGGCUUCGCGGCGGUCGAUUUCGUCUUCUCGUACGUCGUCGUCGCGAUAUUCGCGGUCUUGUACUUUGGCUGGAAGCUGGUGAAGAAGACUACGGUUGUGAAGUUGGCCGAGGCGGACCUCGUGACGGGGAGGCGGGAUUAUUUGCUGCCGGCGGAGGGGGAGGGAGAGGGAGAGGGAGAGGGUGCUGGGGAGGAAUCGGGGAUCCCGUGGUAUGUUGUGGUUAAGAGAGUUAUUUUUAGCUGAGGAUAGGUGGUAUAAAAGGUGUUUGAAAAAAGCGAAAGUGCAGUCACCUCUAAUAGUGUUAAUGUUGUAGAUUAGCAAUUAUUGGAGUACAAAUCUGCUGCCUCUUCUUCGCUUUGUAUUUCUUCGUAAGUUAAAUCAAAGUCAAGCUCAAAUCA
Molecule: messenger RNA, 1955 nt
Organism: Daldinia caldariorum
Lineage: Eukaryota; Fungi; Ascomycota; Sordariomycetes; Xylariales; Hypoxylaceae
Product: amino acid permease/ SLC12A domain-containing protein
Exons: 2
Coding region: 157-1800 (547 amino acids)
Biological process (GO): amino acid transmembrane transport
Cellular component (GO): membrane
Molecular function (GO): amino acid transmembrane transporter activity
Source: RefSeq, a predicted model, not a curated record